AUGGUAGCAGCAGCCAUGGUCUCCGAGGUGACAGUCCAUGCUGCUGUAAACGUCGCCGAACUGUUCGAACUUGAAGCUAAAUUAUUGUGUGGUGGAAAAAAUAUCCGGGAUCACACGAAUGAACAGCAACAAAUUUUAGAGAAGCAACGUCAAGAAUUAGCUGAACAAAAGUGCAGGGAACGAGAAAUAUUGAAAAAGCUUCAUGAGGAAGAAGAAAGCACUAUUGAGAAGAAAGGAACAUAUGACUCCCUGCAGCAAGAAGUGGAAGUCAAAACAAAAAAAUUGAAAAAAUUAUUUCAACGCUUGCAAGCUCUGAAGGAAGAUAUCAAUGAUGAGCAGGAAAUCAACUCAUUUGAAAGACAGGAAAAAGAAGGGACCAUUGAAACAUUAACGAGAGAUUUAAAACUAUCGAAUCUAGUCAUUGACAAUUUUAUAAAUCCAGAAGAUAAAGCUAAAUUUUUGGAAAAUGUUAAGUAUGAUGAAGAUGAAGAUUGCUGGAUAAUUUACCCAUCACAAAAUCUGAGUUACUCUCAUUUCAAUCCAGCUGAACGACCAACUUCAGCUAACCAAUUCAGAAGACCAACAACAAGUUUUGCUGCAAAGAUGAAUAAAUUGUCACCUAAUCCCAGAUUUAAGUCUGAAAAUAUAGCAGUUGCUGACUUUGCAAUGCCCAGAACGCGUACAAUUGAUCAUUAUGAACCAGAUAUAGAUCCUUAUGCUAGAGAAGCUGUUAGUAACCUACUCUCUACUGCAGUGUUUCAUGUUCAAACUGUGGAUACUAGCACUGAUCCAAAUUCAGACUGUCCCUUUAGUCCAGACAGUCUCCAGGGGAAAAAUUGGAGAAGGACUCGAACAUCAACUCCACAUUCAAGGCAAGUCAAAGCAAAGACAGAUGUCGAAAAAUAUCCUGUUCCUCGUGGAUUGGUUCCAAAAUAA
Messenger RNA from Uloborus diversus, 936 nucleotides. RefSeq names its product kinesin-like protein KIF3B. The transcript is spliced from 9 exons. Lineage: Eukaryota; Metazoa; Arthropoda; Arachnida; Araneae; Uloboridae. Bases 1 to 936 code for a protein of 311 amino acids. The record is from RefSeq and is a predicted model, not a curated record.